AUGGAUAAACAAAAGCUGCCGCCAGUUUCCGUUCGUAGUUUUCGCACCGUCCUGGCACUGCUGCUGGUGGCCUGCGGCCCCCCGCAGGUCAGCUCCUCCCAGGCCGCCACCAUCGCGCUGCACAGCCUGGGCGAGCUCUCCCUCCCGUACAGGAGCAUCUUCUCCCCGCUGCUCAAGGCUCUGUCCGAGUACGGAGGGGCCAGGUGGAGCCCGGGGCUGAAGAAGAAGACGACGACCAAACCCCAGCACAAGUACGUCCAAUAUCUGACGGAGGUUUACAAGAAGCACCCCAGGGUGCAGCGGAGUGUUGAGGAAGACGAAAUGUACAACACCAUCCGGCUGAUCAACCCGCAGGAUGAAUGUCUGGCGCAGAGUAAUGAAGAGAGUUUCACACAGGAUCUGUCCUACAGUCUUGAGCAAGUUAGAGAGAAGGAGCAGCUUCUUAAGUCGGCCCUGCUUUACAGGUCUGAGCACAACUGUGCUGGGCCCGUCCACUCUGUGUGCAUCCUGAGCAUCAAGGAGCGUGAGCGGUCAGACCAGUGCAAGCUGUGUCCUGGGAUCCAGCGCACCGUCAACUUCACAGCCAGGACAGAAGGGAACCUCAGGAACUGGCUGGAGGUUGACAUCACCUCAUUUCUUGAGCCGCUGGUCAAGUUCCAGAGGAACAACAUACAUCUGCUGGUCAAUAUAUCCUGCUCAGAGGAACAGAGGUCGAGGAGCAGCGACUGCCGGGGCCCACUGGAGUUCACCCUGAGGUCCCCGCCGCUGAUUCUUUAUCUCAAUGACACAAGCAAAACUUCCCCAGAGAAGUCCAUGUUCAGUCACAGGGCAGGUCAAAGGCCAGCCGCUGCACCACACAGGUUUCAGAGGCAUGGUCACAGGAGGAGAUGGAGGAGAGAAUCUCCAAAGAGCAAAGGAGGUGAUAAAAGCCUGAACAUCUACCUGCCUGAGCUUCUGUCGAGCUCUGAAUUUCCAACAAGUGACUGUGCCUUGUAUGAUUUCAGGGUGCGAUUCAGUCAGCUAAAACUGGAUCACUGGAUCGUUUUCCCACCCAAGUACAAUCCCAGAUACUGCAGAGGCAUCUGCCCCCGAACCAUGGGCUUCAUCUAUGGCUCCCCCGUCCACACCAUGGUGCAAAACAUCAUCAACGAGAAGCUUGACUCCUCUGUGCCCAGACCCUCGUGUGUGCCGUCCCACUACAGCCCCCUCAGCGUCAUGAUCUCUGAAGAGGACGGCUCCCUUGUCUUCAAGGAGUUUAAGGACAUGGUUGCCACGAGGUGCACGUGUCGCUAA
Messenger RNA from Menidia menidia (Atlantic silverside), 1293 nucleotides. Lineage: Eukaryota; Metazoa; Chordata; Actinopteri; Atheriniformes; Atherinopsidae. The record is from the annotation of a GenBank genome assembly.